AGUCAGUUCCUGCUGUCGCUCACGUGACCGUGCGACCCUGGGAGCGAUGGCGGGUCGGCUGGCUGGCUUCCUGAUGUUGCUGGAACUCACGGCGCAGGGGCCGGCGCCGACACGUGCCGGGAAGAUGAAGGUGGUGGAGGAGCCCAACACAUUCGGGCUGAAUAACCCGUUCUUGCCCCAGGCAAGCCGCCUUCAGCCCAAGAGAGAGCCUUCAGCUGUAUCCGGGCCCCUGCAUCUCUUCAGACUUGCUGGCAAGUGCUUCAGCCUAGUGGAGUCCACGUACAAGUAUGAAUUCUGCCCUUUCCACAACGUGACCCAGCAUGAGCAGACCUUCCGCUGGAAUGCCUACAGCGGGAUCCUUGGCAUCUGGCACGAGUGGGAAAUCAUCAACAACACCUUCACGAGCAUGUGGAUGACUGACGGAGAUUCCUGCCACUCCCGGAGCAGGAAGAGCAAGGUGGAGCUCACCUGUGGAAAGAUCAACCGACUGGCCCAUGUGUCUGAGCCAAGCACCUGUGUCUAUGCGUUGACAUUCGAGACCCCUCUCGUCUGCCAUCCCCACUCUUUGUUAGUGUAUCCAACCCUGCCAGAGGCCCUGCAGCAGCGCUGGGACCAGGUGGAACAGGACCUGGCAGACGAGCUGAUCACACUGCAGGGCUAUGAGAAGUUGCUGAGGGUACUUUUUGAGGAUGCUGGCUACUUAAAGGUCCCAGGAGAAACCCAUCCCACCCAGCUGGCAGGAGGUUCCAAGGGCCUGGGGCUUGAGACUCUGGACAACUGUAGAAAGGCGCAUGCAGAGCUGUCACAGGAGGUACAGAGAUUGACGAGUCUGCUGGAACAGCAUGGAAUCCCCUACACUCAGCCUACAGAAACCACUCACUCUCAGCACCUGGGUCAGCAGCUCCCCAUAGGUGCAAUCUCAGAGCAGCUGCGGGGUGACCCAGGACUACGUGGGAACAUCCUGUGAUCCAAGUGGCCAUGAAGAAUAGAAAUAUCCUGAGCCUUGGGUGUCCUUUCACAGAGAGACCAGGUAUGGUCUCAGCAGAGUGCACAAAACUGGUGUGAUGUAGACAUGGUUUCUUUUGGCAUCUUCUAGGCCACACAGAGUCAUGACAAACAUGAGGGACCUGCUGGCCAGCCUUUGUUGUGCCCAAAGAUUCAGACAAAAUAAAGAUUGGAAGUUUUAAUUAAUUCCAUACUGAUAAAAAAUAACUCCAUGACUUCUGUAAACCAUUGCAUAAAUGCUAUUGUAAAAAAAUUUAAACAAAUGUUAACAACUUUAACAAUUCACUAAA
Arvicanthis niloticus (Nile rat) is the source of this 1295-nucleotide messenger RNA. It is a transcript of the gene Gnptg, whose product is annotated as N-acetylglucosamine-1-phosphate transferase subunit gamma. The record is from RefSeq and is a predicted model, not a curated record. Gene Ontology annotation, cellular component: Golgi apparatus. NCBI's taxonomy places the organism in Eukaryota, Metazoa, Chordata, Mammalia, Rodentia, Muridae.